This is a messenger RNA of Hemibagrus wyckioides, 1535 nucleotides long. Its product is annotated as leukocyte elastase inhibitor-like. Gene Ontology annotation, biological process: negative regulation of endopeptidase activity. Lineage: Eukaryota; Metazoa; Chordata; Actinopteri; Siluriformes; Bagridae. The record is from RefSeq and is a predicted model, not a curated record. Gene Ontology annotation, molecular function: serine-type endopeptidase inhibitor activity. The transcript has 8 exons. Bases 126 to 1376 code for a protein of 416 amino acids.
CUCCAGGGAGGUGGGGCUCAGAGGGGCGGAGAGCUGAUAAAUAACACGGUCACACACACUGAGGAACACUGCGUUUGAUCAGACAUCAGAUCACUUCAACAGUACAGGAGCAGAGGUUUUGCAGAAUGGAGUCUCUUUCAAUGGCAAACACCACUUUUGCCCUUCACCUGUUCAGCAAGAUCAAGGAAGGCAACAAAACCAACAAUAUCUUCUACUCUCCUCUCAGCAUCUCUUCUGCUUUGGCCAUGGUGUCUCUAGGAGCUGCAGGCAACACAGCAACUCAGAUGUCUGAGGUUUUGUGCUUCAGCAAAGCAGGGAAGCCUAAGUCUGUUCAACCAGUUGCAGUCCAACAGGCGCAACAAACUCAGAAGUUCCAGUUACCAGCGACUUUACAAAAGACUCUACAGCAAAACAAAGCCAAAGAUGACAUCCAUGCCAGCUUCAACAAACUGAUGAGUGAACUGAACAAAGCAGGAGCUCCACAUACCCUCAGCCUGGCCAAUCGGCUUUAUGGAGAGCACAGCUACCAGUUUGUGGAGAAAUUUCUGAAUGACACAAAAACACACUACAAAGCUGAGCUGGAAAGUGUUGACUUUAAAUCAAAUCCAGAAGCUUCACGUGUCAAAAUUAAUAAAUGGGUGGAGAAACAAACAAAAGAAAAGAUCAAGAACCUGCUGGCAGAAGGAAUUAUUGACAAGUUUACCAGACUUGUCUUGGUCAAUGCCAUCUAUUUCAAGAGCACCUGGGACAAGCAGUUUAAGCAACCGGAAACAAGGGAGUGUCCUUUCAAGUUGAACAAGAGAGAAACUAAACCAGUGCAGAUGAUGAAUCAGAAGGCCAAGUUUCCCCUGGCCUUCAUUCCUGAGAUGCAGUGCAGGAUUCUUGAAAUGCCAUAUAAGGGCCAGGAGCUCAGCAUGCUAAUUAUGCUACCCGUUGAGAUUGAAGAUGAUACUACUGGCCUUGAGAAGCUUGAGAAACAUCUCACCUAUGAGAAGUUCAUGGAGUGGACCCAGCCUGAUAUGAUGGACACUGUGGAGGUGCAGGUGUCUUUACCGCGGUUCAAACUGGAGGAAACCUAUGACAUGAAUACACUGCUCAUCAGCAUGGGCAUGGUAGAUGCCUUUGACCCAAACAAGUGUGAUUUUUCACGCAUGUCUCCUAACGAUGAUCUGGUGCUCUCAAAGGUGGUGCAUAAGUCAUUUGUAGAGGUAAAUGAGGAAGGUACUGAAGCAGCUGCGGCUACCGCAGCCGUCAUGAUGAUGCGUUGUGCCAUGCUUCCACCAGAGCGCUUUAAUGCUGACCACCCGUUCCUCUUUUUCAUUCAACACAAACCGACCCGAAGCAUUCUCUUUUGUGGUCGCUACAGCUCUCCUUAAAUUGCCUGGUGCCCUGAAGUGCCAUUAUAUAUCUAUGCAGUUAUUUGAUGUCAUAGUUAAACAUGCUUAAAUAAUAAAAAUAUACAAAAAUAUCAGUUGACAUAUAUUUCCAAGAAGACACUUUAGCAAAAUGGGAAAUAAACAUAAACAUGUUCUUCA